Nerophis ophidion (straightnose pipefish) is the source of this 3267-nucleotide messenger RNA. RefSeq names its product ERI1 exoribonuclease family member 2 (gene eri2). The transcript has 9 exons. The record is from RefSeq and is a predicted model, not a curated record. Gene Ontology annotation, molecular function: nucleic acid binding; zinc ion binding; 3'-5'-RNA exonuclease activity. Gene Ontology annotation, biological process: exonucleolytic trimming to generate mature 3'-end of 5.8S rRNA from tricistronic rRNA transcript (SSU-rRNA, 5.8S rRNA, LSU-rRNA). Lineage: Eukaryota; Metazoa; Chordata; Actinopteri; Syngnathiformes; Syngnathidae. The coding region runs from base 333 to 2117 and encodes 594 amino acids.
ACAUUGAUAAAGAUACUUUUGUCUUGUAAUCUGUUUUGGGGUUAAAUAAAUUCAAUAUUUUUGCAUCAAAGAUUGUUUUAUUAGUUUAAACUGUAUCCAGCCGGAUUAGCAACGUCGACCGUAACCUGCUGAGUUUUAUUCAGAAAGCACAACCGGAAACGCUAAAGCAGCCCUUUUUUUUGAACUCGUCUUUCAGUGGACCAAACUAGUGGAAUAAAGAGAAAUGAAUGCCAACAUUUCUAAAAGAAAGCGCGGUUUUGCUACCUUUUAAACAACCUUAAAUAUUAUAAGUAAUAUAUUUUUAAAAAGUCAAAUUCCAAAAAGUGGCGGAUAUGUCGACCAAGAAGUUAGCCAAGGAAUUGGGACUGCUGAGGCAGCGAAGUCAAACCUCCAUUGGCUUGAAAAAGACUCUGUUGUCAAAUCAAGUGUUUUCAUAUCUGAUCGUCAUUGACUUUGAGUCCACUUGCUGGAGAGAGAAAAAGAACUCCAGUCAAGAAAUAAUCGAGUUCCCCGCUGUUCUUCUAAAUACGUCCACGGGGGAGAUUGAGUCUGAGUUCCACACGUAUGUUCAACCUCAGGAGCAUCCAAUACUUUCAACCUUCUGCACUGAGCUCACCGGCAUAACACAGAUGCAAGUUGAAGCGGGGGUCCCCCUCCAGAUCUGUCUGUCUCAGUUCAACCGCUGGCUGCAGAAGCUGCGGCUGGAGAAAGGCGUGGUCUUUCCGGCCCACCAACAGACCUCUUCCAGUCUUCCGCCUUCCCAAAAGCUCUGCGCUUUUCUCACGUGGUCGGACUGGGAUCUUGGGGUGUGUUUGCACUACGAGUGUAAACGCAAGCAGAUCCACAAGCCAGAUGUGGUCAACAGCUGGAUCGACCUGAGGAGCACAUACAGGAUUUUUUACAGCAGGAAGCCCAAAGGGUUGAACGGAGCGCUACAAGAUCUGGGAAUACAGUUCUGUGGGAGAGAACAUUCCGGCGUGGACGACGCUCGCAACACCGCUCACCUGGCAGCGAGGAUGAUGAGGGACGGCUGCGUGAUGAAGAUCACGAGACGCUUGGAGAGGACGCCAUCAGCGCUAAGAAACAAAACGGAAGCAAACAGGCCAACAUUCUCCACUAUGUCGUCCGUUGCAAACGCCACUAAAGUCCUAAAUCCAGAGGACAAGUCCAGCCCUAAGGUGUCAGUCCCAGUCUGUCAGAGUCUGGUGUCUCCAAAGACUCUCCUCAACGAUACGACGUCGCCUCCCUGGGCUCCCCGGAGCAGCAGGACGAGGUGCAGCACAGCGGCUCACGUCUCCUCCCCGCACUUGAACACCGACCUGCUUCUGUGCUCCACGGUCCUCGGAGGCCUCCAGCAGCACCAGGAUACAAGACCCGGACCUGGACUCGCAGGGCGGGACGAGGAGCAGGUGGAGGAGUUGGCAGCGGAAGACGAAGACAGGUGCGGGUCCUACGACGAUGUGGCGCUGGAUGACGUCGGCUUGGACUCCACGGAGGAGGGUUCAUUGGAACUUGUCUCGGACUAUGACAGCGGGUGUUACGUGUGGUGGGACCCUGAGGAACCUCCCACUGAUCCAGUCCCUUUGGGAGGAGAAGCUGGACAUGUCUCUGGUGGACCACAUGCUGGCUUUGCAGUUCCUCAAACGCUUCCUAAACGACAUCUCCAUCAAGCUGCGGCAUUGACUAAAACCAUGAAGACGCCCUCCCUUUUUCAGUCCAAAACCUUCAUCCCAGAAGGGACAUCCACCCCUAUUGCCGCCAUUUUCCGUCCCAAAAAAGGCAUGGCGCCGUCCUUCACCGUCCUCGCCGACCCCGUGACGAGGGUGGCAACUCCCGGCUCCCGCAACGUCGCCAAGACCGUCCUCUCCUCGCUAUCCAUUAACGUCCCGCGCGGGGGGAAGAUGACCUCACCGCUGUGCGACUGCGGCCGCCGCUCAAGGCGUCUGCGGGUGUCCAACGGCGGUCCCAACCAAGGCCGGGGCUUCUACUGCUGCGCCGUGCGGCGGUCGGCCCAGAAGGGCUGCGAGUUCUUCAAGUGGGAGGCGGCCACGUCCGUCUCGCUCCGUCUCACCGACAAAACGCUCGGCCCGCGUUUGCCCCAGAGGAAGAGCUGCUAGCUUGAGUUCAUGUGAGGGGCCUCGUUCUUGUUGCUAGGCAGAUUUUGGAAUGGGAGAUAGUCACAAGGCCAAGAAAGGACAGGGAAAGCAGACAUGAGCGUACACAUUUUUGCCGACUUGUCCAGGGUGUACCCAGCCUACCGCCCGAAUGCAGCUGAGAUAGGCUCCAGCACCCCUCGCCAUCCCGAAAAGGACAAGCGGAAAAAAAUGGAUGGACUUUAAAAACACAAGAAUGAUGAAUUUACUUCUUUUAAAUACAUACUUUUUUUAACAGAAUAUCUUUGAGCACAGUGCCAUCUGCUGGAUCAGGUCAUGCACUGCAGAAUCAUCACUUUUUACUCAUGUUAAAAAACAAAGGCAUUUUAAUUAGUACAACAAUUUUAUUAAAUAUAGCUAUUGUUAAAACUCCCCCGGGGGUGUCCGUACCCGAUAUUAAUAUCGCCAUAUCGGCCCCGUAUCAACAAACAAAAAAUGUCGGAUUAUUUUAAAAGUUAAAGUUAACCAUAGUCCAAUGAUAGUCACACACACACACUAGGUGUGGCGAAAUUAUUCUCUGCAUUUGACCCAUCCCCAUGUUCAUCCCCUAGGAGGUGAGGGGAGCAGUUUUAGGCGCAAAGUUCAAAAGCCAGCAUCUGUGAUGGUAUGUGGGUGUAUUAGUGCCCAAGGCAUGGGUAACUUACACAUCUGUGAAGGCACCAUUAAUGCUGAAAGGUCCAUACAGGUUUUGGAACAACAUAUGUUGUCAUCCAAGCAACGUUACCAUGGACGCCACUGCUUAUUUCGGCAAAACAAUGCCAAGCCACAUGUUACAACAGCGUGGCUUCGUAGUAAAAGAGUGCGGGUACUUUCCUGGCCCGCCUGCAGUCCAGACAUGUCUCCCAUAGAAAAUGUGUGGCGCAUUAUGAAGCGUAAAAUACGACAAGACCGUGGACUGUUAAACAACUUAAGCUGUACAUCAAGCAAGAAUGGUAAAGAAUUCCCCUUUCAAAGCUUCAACAAUUAGUUUCCUCAGUUCCCAAACGUUUAUUGAGUGUUGUUAAAAGAAAAGGCGAUGUAACACAGUGGUGAACAUGCCCUUUCCCAACUACUUUGGCACGUGUUGCAGCCAUGAAAUUCUAAGGUAAUUAUUUGCAAAAAAAUAAAAAACGUU